This is a messenger RNA of Mucor velutinosus, 717 nucleotides long. RefSeq lists its product as uncharacterized. NCBI's taxonomy places the organism in Eukaryota, Fungi, Mucoromycota, Mucoromycetes, Mucorales, Mucoraceae. Gene Ontology annotation, molecular function: tRNA binding; tRNA (5-carboxymethyluridine(34)-5-O)-methyltransferase activity; S-adenosylmethionine-dependent methyltransferase activity. The transcript is spliced from 4 exons. Gene Ontology annotation, cellular component: cytoplasm; nucleus. Gene Ontology annotation, biological process: tRNA wobble uridine modification; tRNA methylation. The coding region runs from base 1 to 717 and encodes 238 amino acids. The record is from RefSeq and is a predicted model, not a curated record.
AUGACCAGCAAACCACAACCUGUUGCAGUUGAAACACCCGCAGAGAAUCAAACAGAUUAUGAGCAAAAGAACGUCCAUGAAGUGUAUGAAGUCAUUGCAACUCAUUUCAGUGAUACCCGCUACAAGCCAUGGCCUGUUGUGGAAGAUUUCUUGAACAGCUUAAAGAUUGGAAGCCUCGGUGCUGAUGUGGGAUGCGGCAAUGGCAAGUAUAUUGGUGUCAAUCCCAAAUUGAUGAUCUUGGGCUCUGACAGGAGCUCGAAUCUCAUCAAGAUUGUACAUGAUCGCGGAUUUGAAGGCAUGGUAGCAGAUGGUCUCAAUUUGCCGUACAGAGACAAUUCAUUUGAUUUUGCAAUCUCCAUUGCUGUCAUUCAUCAUUUCGCUAGUCCAAACAGAAGAUUGCAAGCUAUUAAGGACAUUUUCAAAAUCAUCAAGCCUGGAGGAAAAGUGCUGGUGUUUGUGUGGGCAUUGGAGCAGACUAAAUUUAGCAAGAGAAACUUUGAGCCUGGACAACAAGAUGUGUUUGUACCUUGGAAAUUGACGCCCAAGAAGGGACAAAAGGAAGAGGAUGUGAGCGAUGCAGUGUAUAAUAGAUAUUACCAUUUGUUUAAACAGGGUGAAUUAGAUGAUUUAUUUAGACAGGUGGAAGGUGUGGAAAUUGAGACAACUGGCUAUGAUAGAGAUAAUCAUUAUGUCAUUGCAUGUAAAAAAAUAGAAUAA